This is a messenger RNA of Medioppia subpectinata, 668 nucleotides long. The record is from the annotation of a GenBank genome assembly. NCBI's taxonomy places the organism in Eukaryota, Metazoa, Arthropoda, Arachnida, Sarcoptiformes, Oppiidae.
CAACAGUACAUUAUACACAUCAUAUAAGUGUACAGUGAAUGUAUAGUGUAUUUAGAGAGUGAAUUAGCGUUACUUUAGUUUCAUUUCUAGUAUUACAUUCCCAGAGACAUAACUUUCUAUCGGAAAGACAUGUUAUAAAAUAUAUUACAUAACUAUCACUAAAUAUUAUACAAAGUUUUGUUUUUAUAAUUAUAAAAAAGUAUGGGUUUAAUUAAAAAGUUACUGUUGGUGGCAGUGGUGGUGGGUAUCGGUGCUGUGAUAUACCCAUUGCUGGUCAAACGACAGUAUAAUGAUAUGCCUGAUGUUAGUGAGAAAUGGUUUGGCAAAACAAAACUCAAAAGCGGACAGGCGUUUCCCAAAGAGUCGGUGGCUAUCAAUAAGUUUGUGGUCAAUGUUUCGGAUGGAGUGCUCGCAGACCUCAAGAGUCGGCUCGAAUCGGCCCGAUAUGUGACGCCAAUAGCGGGAACUAAUUUCAAUUAUGGCUUUAAUGGCGAUUAUCUGCAAAAAAUAACACACGGAUGGCCAGGGUCAGUUUGGGAAUACUAUAAAGCGAUACCUCAACUAAUAGAGCCCACAAAUGGCGUGGCCUUUGAAGUGAUCUGUCCAUCGAUUCCAGGCUAUGGCUUCUCAGAGGCCCCGCAUCAGGAGGGUAUGCAUUGAGUGCACAC